GUGAAAUAUGAAGUGUAAACUCUGAAUUGAAACUCUGAAAAUCAAAUCAGCAACAGUUUUAGGAACUUAUGAAUCAUUUCAGACGUUAUGUUUUCAAAUUUUUUUCUGUUUUCUGUUGCAGUAAAUUGAACAUUUUGGGGUUUGGGACAAAAUCAGACUUACAAAUUUCUCUUUUUUCAAAUUUCGAUGUGCAUUUAUUCCUUGGUGUUUCAUUCAUACAUUUAAUGUAAAACCUUCAACCAAGGUUCAUUUUCAGUUUAUUUUCAGUCUUUACAGCUGCAUGACAACGUACAGCGGCUUCAUGCCAUGUUAUGGUGGACGACUUUAAGCAACGCAAUUACAGCCAAGACAAUGACAAAUAGCAACCAGGAGAACUAGCAACAAUUUCAAAUUUAAGAGGGAAAAAGAUAAAAAUGCAGUUUCCACUCUAUGAAAGUACCCAUUUUUAAAACAGCAAUGAGAAUUUGCAUUGCCUUCAACCUUCCCGGUAGAAAACGACCUCAGAGUAGCAGGUUUGUGAUCCUGGAAAAUGUUGUGGAAAAACUGCUAUGACCUUAAAAACCACACUUUGUUGGGAUGCACUGUUCCCUCUAAGCUGCGCGCAUGAGCAAUUGCGCACUGCUGACACGGUCUCCGCGCACAGAAAAUCUGCGCUGUGCACAAAAAAAAAAUCCAACCUAAAUUGCAAAUAAAAUAAACACGUAACAAUUCAUUCUGUGCUAUUUUUCAGUGUGAGUCAGUGAGUGACCAGUGACUGGCUGCUGCAGCCAAUGAUGCGAUUCACAUACGUAUUUACCAUAGACUGUACAUAAUGGUAUUUACGCAGCUAAUCAACGUCAUGCGUCCUUAUGUGCAGCCACCGUUGUUGUCAUAGAUAUGAAUGAGUAGAUAGGACACGCCCCUUUGAGCUGCGUGCUACAGCGAGGCUAAGCUAGUGGGGGAAAAGUUUCAGUGCAUUCCGUUGAUGUAUACAGCGUGAAAACGGAAACAAGUAUGCCGGCUCACUGUGCUGCAUACAGUUACACACUACGUCGUACGAUUGAGACAAGGAAACUUGGAAUGACUUUUCAUAGGUUUCCCAGAGACUAUGGGUUGAGGAGGAAGUGGAAGUUUGUCGGCUUAGACCUGGUGUCAUUCCAUCAGUGUUAAACUUCCCGGCUCAUCUUGGAAGAGUACGUGCCAGAAAGACCACGACCAAGCAGCCUUGAGAUCUUAGGCAGCGUCUCCCUGAGACCAAAGAACUACAGACUCUUCACAACCUGCUCAAACUCUUGGUACAGGACCUCACCACAUGGCUCAAGAAGGAAACAUGGGACCGACUCCUGACCUCAACCUCAACACCUCUGCUUGGCCCCGCCUCUGCGUCAACGCCUCCUGCCAGGCCCCAAUCACAGCAGGGUAUCCCUACAGCCUCACCCAGCUGACCCUCAUCGUCACGGUAACCGCCUCCCUCAGCGUGGUCACCGUCGUCGGCAACACGCUGGUCAUCCUGUCCAUCAAGGUGAACCGCCACCUGCGGAUCGUCAACAACUACUUCCUGCUGAGCCUGGCGGUGGCCGACCUGAUCAUCGGCCUGCUGUCCAUGAACCUGUACACGCUGUACCAGCUGCAGGGCCGCUGGCCACUGGGGGCCACGCUCUGUGACAUGUGGCUCGUCAUGGACUACGUGGUGAGCAAUGCCUCCGUCAUGAACCUGCUGGUCAUCAGCCUGGACCGGUACUUCUGCAUGACUCGGCCGCUCAGCUACCCAGUGUGGAGGACGGGCAGGAAGGCGGGAAUGAUGAUCGCCGCCGCCUGGCUGCUGUCCGUCAUCCUCUGGACCCCGACCAUCCUGUGCUGGCAGACCGUCGGCGGUCGGCGAGCUGUCCCUGAUGGAGCCUGCUACACCCAGCUACUAGCCAGCCCAUCCGUCACUCUGGGGACGACGCUGCCGUCCUUCUACCUGCCGGCCGUCAUCAUGAUCGGCCUGUACAGCCGCCUGUCGGCCGCCAGCCACAGCCGACUGAGCGUUCUCCGUUCAGAGCACGGCACGCUCCGGACGUCCAGCCCCUCCAUUAAAGACUUCCUGUUGAAACGACGGAGCUGGGUGAGCAGCGACCCCACCUCUGAAGUGUCUCUGAACCAAUCACAGUCCAGCUCGCCGAAGACCAGAAGGAAACGGAAAGCGUCCAGAAGUCCUGUUGACACGUUGGUGACGGUGGACAGCUGGAGACACCUGCGUCCAGCUCGGACCUCCACCUGCCAAACCGGAGACGAAGACUACAACAAGGUCGAUAAUGACUCCUCGUCCAACACCGACCUCCACCGGAAGGCGUCGGCGGCGUUCUCCACCUGCCUCAGCUUCAGGUCUCAGGAGAGGAGGCGGCGGCGAGUGAUGGCAAGGGAGAGGAGGGUCACCAAGACCAUCCUGGCCAUCCUGCUGGCCUUCAUCCUCACCUGGACGCCCUACAACGUGAUGGCCGUCGUCGCCACCUUCUGCCACGUGUGCAUCCCAGAGAUCCUGUGGACCACCGGCUACUGGCUCUGCUACGUCAACAGCGCCGCCAACCCGUUCUGCUACGCUCUGUGCAACGUCACCUUCAGGAAAACCUUCUGCAGCCUCCUGCGAUGUCGUGGCGGAAAGCUGAAAUUACGCUUCUAGGGCAGGUACGCCAGUUUGCUCACCUGACACGUUGUAUUGUAGACGAUUACAUUCAAACGAAGCACAAAUUUUACUAAAUUAUGAGGAAAACCCAGAAAAGAAAACAGGAGUUGGUUUCCAUCUUCCAGUUGGUUGGAUGAACAGCAGGUGGAGCUAAGUUUCCAAUUAAAGCUCAAACAUGAUGAAAAUGUAUGUUUCUAUAUAAGAUCUCCUCACUGACAUAUAACUAAACUCAUAUAUGGAUCUUAAAUCGUUUGGUCAACUUAUAAUGACUAUAACUACUAUAAUAACAUAAUAGCACAAGGGUUUUCUAAUCAUCAAUGAGCCUUUCAACACCAUUAGCUAACACAAUGUAGCAUUAGAACACAGGAGUGAUGGUUGCUGGAAAUGUUCCUCUGUACCCCUAUGGAGAUAUUUCAUUAAAAAUCAGCUGUUUCCAGCUAGAAUAGUCAUUUACCACAUUAACAAUGUCUACACUGGAUUUAUGAUUCAUUUAAUGUUAUCGUCACUGAAAAAAAACUAUUUUUCUUUCAAAAAUAAGGACACUUCUAAGCAACCCCAAACUUUUCAACAGUUGGGUAAUUAUAAUCAUCAGUGAACCAAAGAACAGACCAAACUCUUCACCAAAACAAUGUACAGUAUUUAAUUUGUUCAUUUAUACAAGUCUCAUCGUCGUCAAUAAUCAAUCUAUAGUUCAAAAAUAGAUUUCAUAGAGGAUUUUCUCAUUGCAGAUCUUUUUAAAGGGGAUUCUAAACUCCAGUAAAAACGAAACUCAUGACAGUCGAGUGGACGGACCAUCCUGGUUCAGUUUCCACAACGUUAAUUCACUUUGCGCUAAGCUUUUAGGACUAUCUGAGUGUAACUGUUAAGAACAAACUAUCAGCUAUGAGGAUUAUUCUUAUUAUCUAGUGGGAGAAAAGCUUUCCACACUUUAAUCCAAGUAAGCACAAGAACAUCACAUGAGAAACCAGAACAAACAGUCAGAGGAGGCCAGGCGAAAGGUGGUUGGUGCGUUUUGGAGGAGUCUCUCGGUUUUUUUUGUGUUUGAUGAAGGAGGGAAGACGAUUGUUCAGCUGGAGGAAGAAAUCCUGCCGUCGUCUGCAUCGUGUUUCUUCCUUCAGUUUGACUUCUUCUCCCCUGUUGAAGCAAACACCAGCAGUUAUUGUUAGUGACUGUUUUAUAGUUUGCAAAAAGUACAACUAAAGUAAACCUGCAAAUAAUGACUGUUUCCCUUACUGAUUCAUCUGCUAAUUAUAAGCAGGCAUGCAAACUUCCUGCAGCUCAAACUGUUUGAUUUGAAGUCCAAGACUUGGAGAGCUCAAGUUUUGCAUUUGCUUUUAUUUUAUACCUGCAGUGUGGAGUUUUUGUGUCCCCCUUGUGGCAGUGAGGACAAAGAUUUGCAAAAUUGCCACAAAGACACUUGGAAGAGACCACAGAGAUUCAGGAAAAUUCCCAAGAAACUCAAAACGACUACGAAAAGAUGAAAAAUAACCAUAAAAAGAUGCUUACUGACCACAAACUGAUUUGAAACGAGCACAAAAAGAUGCAAAUAAACCACAAAGAAACCCAAAAACUGUGAAAAGAGACCACAAAUGGUUGCAACAUGACCGCAUAGAAAUGUAAAACAACUGAACAAAGGACCACAAAAACAUUCAAAAUGACUACAAAGUGAUGCAAAACAACCAUAAAAAGAUGCCAAAUGACUACAAGUGGGUGCAAAAUGACCACAGACACAAAAUGACCACAAACAGACAGAAUACGACCUCAAAGAGACACGAAACAACUACAAAGUGCCCUGAAAUGGCUACAAAAAGAUGAACAACGACUAUGAAGAGACUCAAAACAACUAGAAAGCUAGGUAAAACCAUAAAAUGACUCAAACUGACCACAAAGGGACACAGAAUGAGCACAGUAAAGCAUGGUGAUUCUCAGUAGUCCUGGUCAGGGUGUAUGUUAUUGCUAGAAGGAAGGCAGCUGUUUGAGUUUCUUUUGUAUGUUACAUCUGAGAGCCUUCUUCAGUUCUAACUGACUGGUUAACUUUCAGAUGCAGGUGGAUUGUUGAGUCUUGGAGCUGGUUCUCCUGUGUUGGUCCAUGCACUUGUGUAGUGGUUGUUUCUUCUCCCCUAUAUAAAGGUCUGUGCAGUUCUCGUUGCAUUGGAUAUCCACAGUGUAGUCAUUCUUACUGUGAACUUGGUGUUUUUAUUCACCGAGUUGUUCUGUGAAGGUUCUACUUUUAGGGUUUUGGUUUUGACUCAGCUGUGAUCCACAUAUCUGAACCAGUUGUGGAGAGUUGUUCCCUUGAAGGAGCUCAGUUCUCUGCUUUCCACUUCCCACAUACGGAGGUUGACCACAGUGGGUGGUACUGGAUGGGCUUUGGUCUGUAGAAACCCUCAAAGUAUUUAAAAUAGGUGGUGUUCCAGCAGAGGUCCAGCAGGGAAUCCAUCUGAUUGGAGGUAAAGUUGGUUCCUGGUUUUCUGAUGCUCUCCACAACCUCAGAUGUAGGUAUACUUUAGAAAAAUGAGGUGACAUCACAUGAAACCAUGUUUUUUGGGGGGCCAGGUUCAGUUUCUAGGCCUUGUUGACUAAAUUGGUGGAAUUUUUCCUUGUGCAUCUUCAGAUGUCCAUAUAUACAUUGUAAAGCCACUACCCUGGAAUAAUGAGCAGUCAGGAUUUUUCUCCUUUUCUAGCUGUUGUGGAUGAUCUAUGAACUUCUUUUUGUAUCUGCUGGUGGGAUCUCACUUAAGAGCUUCACAGGUUCUGUUGUCACUGUAGAUGUUUGAAGAAGGUGUUUUUGCCCUAGAGAGCACCACAGAGCCCUUCAUCCUGAGUUGCUCUGGUUCUGUCAGAUUGUUGUUCCAUGUGGCUGAUUCUGUUGUUGUAAUGAUGCCACCUACUGGUAACGGUUGUCGAAAUAUUUCACAGCUAAGACACCCACGUCUGGUUGGGAAGUGUCAUCAUCUGAGACAUUUUUCACUGACUUAAGUCACAAAUCUAGUGGUGUAGUGUCCUCCCCUUUCAUCUGGUUGGUUUGGAUGUUUUUUGAGUUAUUUUCUCUUGAACGUAAUGCUCAGAAUUUCCAUAUUUGCCAUCUGUUGCCCUUUUAUGUUGUGCUAAAUUUCAAUUAACUUGAAAGUUUCCUCUGUGACUGUACUGGAUAGAGGUGCUGUCAGUUUGUGGAGGGUGGGGCAAACCUUGUCCUUGAGUGAAUCGAUAGAAGAUGAACCAGUACAGUGAUGCAGUCAGUUUAGGACAGGUUUCACCGGAUUCUUCACAAACUGACAGAACUUCUACCCAGUACAGUCUUGGAGGAAGUUUCCAAGCUUGUUGUAAAGCCACAGUUGGCAUAAGACAAACAAGGAAAUUCCAAACAUUAAGAGUUAAGAGCAAAUAACUUUAGGAACAUCUGAACCAACCAGACAGAACCAAGAUGACACUACACUCAUAGACAUUCGGGAUAACUUAGUGAAAAAUGGAUUAGAUGGGAACGUUACCCAACCAGAGAAGGACGUUCUGGCUAAAGAACUAAAGUUACAGUUACUUGCAGUGGAUGUCAUUACAGCCAUAGAAUCAGACAACAACCUGGCAGAGGUAGAACAGUUCAAGAUCAAGGGUUCUGUUGUGCUUUCUACUGAAAAAAUAUGUCGUCCAACCAACAUACAAACAAAGGAAGGUAGUAACAUCUUAGAGUAAAGACCGGAGCAUCACCAUCCUGCCAGCAGAGAAGGGAAGGUUGUGCUACACCAAAACAACCAUAGUACUCAGUGACAACACCACCUAUGAGGCUCUGAGGUGACAUGCUACAGUUAAAAGAAAGUCAUAGAUGAUUUCCACAACCAUCCACUGUGUCACCAGUUUAACCUCGUUGAAGAGGCACCAUCUAUACAUGGACUUUAAAGGAAACACAUGGAAGUAACAUUAUCUCAGUCUCCUAUAAGUCUGCUAAACCUCGGGCCUCCAUCUUAGCUUCAUUGGUUGGAAAUACUUCACAUUAAUUCUAAAAACCCACCGAUUUAGUCAACAAGGUUCAGAAACUGGAACCAACACCACCUUCAACCAUGGUUUUAUUUGAUAUAUCUUCACUUUUCUCAUGUAAACCUACAUCUGAGGUAGUGGAGAUCAUCAGAAAACAGCUACUGCAAGACAAUAUUUUAAAUAACAGAACAAACAGACAGAUAUUUGCACUGUUGGACCUCUGCUGACCACCACUUACUUUAAACACCUCAAAAAAACCACUUCAGAUAACCAAACUAUACCCUUAAUCACUGUGGGUUACCCUCACCUGGAUCUAUAAGCAUGGUCUGCUGGAAACUUCAAUCCAAUCUGAAAUAUUUGUUCUUCAUGUUACAGGUUAGAACUUAUGGUGUUUUUAAAUGUUUCUAGUUAUUUCCAGGUUUACACAUUAAUGCUGCAAAUUUCUGAGGAGACUUUUGGACCUCACCAUUCCAUGAAGCAGAAAAGCAACACAUUUUAGAAGUUAAAAGCAGAAAAUAUUUGAUAUUUUAGCUCAAAAUGAUCAAAAAUUCACAGGUCUUGUUGAAUAACCAGUUAACUAACACUCUCUCCAGGAUUUUGUCAUUACUGAAUCCCCCAAAAAGGACCAAUUCAGCUUUCGUUAUUCAAACAACAUGAGUUUGGCGACUUGUGGAGCUGCUUGUGAAAGCAGACUUAGUGGUUUGUGUGGAGCUCUCACCUCUGGCCUUCUUGACUUUGGGGGAGCAGGGUUUGGACACCUUGACGGUGUUCUGACACUCGGCGUUGAACAGCGCUCGCUUCAGCGUUCCCGACCGGCUCUUGGUGUUGGUGGCGGCGUCACAGGAACCCCAUGGACCGAACUUGUACUUACAGUCACCUGCAGGAACAUUUAAACUGUUGGUUUGUGCUGCAGAGUUCAGACGUCACAUCUGGAUUCAUGUUUAAAGGCUGAUUCCAUUUCAAAUGGACACCAGAAACAAACAUGUUUUCAGUGGCUUUUGGUUGCUUUAGUGGCCCUAAUGCUUCAGGAUGUUGUAUUUAUUUUAGAAUUUCUUACAGGUUGUCAUCCUGUUGUCUUGCUUUUAGCAUUUUAGAUAUAUAUAUAUAGUUGCUGUACAAACAGAUUUUAAAAGUCUGUUUGUUUUGCCAUAAAUGUUGCUUGUAUUGUGACGCAGAUGAGGGGAAAUGUUAGAUUGACAUCAGUAAAAUACUUAGUCAGGUAUGUGUAUUGUAUUUAUAAAACUGUUAACAAUAAACACAAGUACAGAGCUACAAUGCAGGCAACAAAACCAUGCAUAAGUACCAUAAAGUUCCAAAGUCAGAAGUGAGACAAAACAUGGACAAUAGAAAGACUGGUUAUUUAAUGUACUAUUAAGCCCAAGAUGAUUAUAGCCAUGCUAAAUUGUGAUGUCUAGUGAGCAUUUCUAGCUUGUUUUUUGCUCAUAUUGAACUUUCUUCAGCUUUAGUUGUUUUAAAACAUCAAUAAACUUGAUUAGAUUUGAUUCAGACAGACUUUGAUCAGUAAUUCUAAAGGAGCUGUUUGCAGUGAAACAAUCAGAGCAGAUAAACGUCCAGCUGCUCUCUCGAAAAAGAUCCAAUCUCCUGAAACUAGAUUAGUUUUAAUUUUACAUUUAGUCAGUUCCAGAACAAAGAGACCAAACCGAGUGAAGUUAGAUUUAAAAACUGCUCAAUGCAAAGUUACAUUUUUAUUUCAAAUGUGGAAUAGAGAUUGUUACAGAAGCCCAGAGAUGUCGUGGAGCAAAGAAAAAAAAAAUAUCAGCUGCUCUGAUUGAACCAUUUCAGCGUCCUGUGAGACCUAUUUUAUAUUAGAGUGAAUGGCGCCUUUAAAGCUACCGGUUGCCAUUAAACUGACAGCAAAGUGAGUCUUCUAUUUAACCCUUUGAGCUGCCAGUUUAGCCGUCACUGGGACGUCCAGGUGUUUUUGCCAAACUACAUUUGACACACUAUGUACUGGAACAUACUAAAUGUUUUUCCUCUAUACUACAUAUUAUGGGACUAUGGAUAAUGGAACUCACCCUAAAUCUUUCUCUGGCGUACUACAGAAUAAAUCCCCUUUGUGCCCUACAAGUCAUGUCCUUUUCCACAGUGUAAGCUGACCUGUUCCAACCCCACAGUGUUUGGAAUAAUUCGGGCAUGAUAUCUUGAUUUUCCUAACUGGAAUUCUGACUGGAUUUCUGGUUUUAUUCCUUUGGGUAUCAAAGGAAAGUAAACACCUUCCUGACUCUAUAGGCAGCCAAAAAAAGCACUGCAGCUGGUCAAUGUUGGCGGCAAUUGCACACUACCGUGCUUUCGCUGCUUUAGGAUUUUUUUUGGAAGAUUUUUACUAUUUUUUUGGGAAAAUAUUUACAACAAUUUUCUUGCCAAAUUUGGGGGAUUUUUUAAAAAUAAAACUUUUAAGGAAUUAUUAGAAUUUUCUUCCUGAAGGUUUUGCAAAUUUUCAGAAAUUUGGGGAAUUUUUUUGCUGAAUUUUUGGAUUUUUUUCAGACAAGGAAACUAUUCUUUGGUGCCUGUAAAUGAGGACAACAGGAGGGUUAAUUCUCUUCCUCAUUAUUGGUCACGUCUUUUCUGUGCUCUCCCUCCUUUCUCGAUCCUUCCUGGUGUUUUAAUUCAUCCUGUUCCAUGUUCUCUUCAUUAUACGGACCACUAACACCAGACAUCCAAACACCUGCUGGUAUUGGUACACAACUGUAAUUGUAUUAAUGCAGUAGCGGGUAUUUAGCCAGCAGAUGUCACCAGUUUUAAAUAUCAAAUAUUUCAAAAUCUGUGAAUUGACUUCCGUUAUGACUCCUCAUGUGCUCUGUACAUUUUAAUUUUCCAUAUAUACACUGUAUUUAUGUUCCUCUGGGCUGAUAAAGCUGUGGUCUGUCUCAAAUCAUCAUGUGUGAGUGUUGUGUUUUUGGUGUUUUUGUGUGCUGCCUCUUACUGAUGUCCUUCUUCCAGUUGCAGGGGAUCCUGCAGUGGAUCUUGUCGGUCCGGUCUUUGCAGGUCGCCUCCCUCAGACCGUCGCCACAGUCUCCAUGUUCCGGCACACAUUUCCCGUACUGAGUCUCUGCAGAGGAGCACUCGGAGGCCGGCCGGGAUUUAUCGUGUCUCCCACCUGCCGAGCAGAGAGUCGGUCAGAAAACCACCCAAAGAGGACGGCGACAUGAACAACACCUUAAAGUUUCACUCAGCAGUAGCUUCCAGCGGUCAGAAACUCAGAAAUGUUCAGUUUUUUAUUUAUUUUAACAACAAAACACCUGUACAAACCUGGUUGUUUUAGAGAAUGUUCAAUUUUUCCAUCAUACACAUAAAAUAAAAUAUCAAAAACUCACACUUGUGCCUUUUUUCUCCACAUAUUCAAACUUAAAAUACAAGCAGCAAUGAUUCAAACUGUUCGUUUUACAGUUUCACGGCUACAACGCUCAUUUUUUAUUCAUUUUAUCCUCUGUAUUAUUUCUGUUGAAUACAAAGAUCCUCCUGCAUCAUGUUUUUAAAUGUAUAUUUUUCUGUAUAUUUAUGAUAAUGUGUUUACUCUUUGUUGUGAUAAAUGUUCUAUAACUGUAAUUUGACUGUUUACAAUAAAGUUUAUAAGCAAA
This is a messenger RNA of Amphiprion ocellaris (clown anemonefish), 10212 nucleotides long. Its product is annotated as muscarinic acetylcholine receptor M4-like. The transcript has 5 exons. Lineage: Eukaryota; Metazoa; Chordata; Actinopteri; Pomacentridae. Gene Ontology annotation, biological process: adenylate cyclase-activating adrenergic receptor signaling pathway. Bases 1292 to 2641 code for a protein of 449 amino acids. Gene Ontology annotation, cellular component: plasma membrane. Gene Ontology annotation, molecular function: G protein-coupled acetylcholine receptor activity. The record is from RefSeq and is a predicted model, not a curated record.